Adineta ricciae is the source of this 1122-nucleotide messenger RNA. The record is from the annotation of a GenBank genome assembly. Lineage: Eukaryota; Metazoa; Rotifera; Eurotatoria; Adinetida; Adinetidae.
AUGUGUCGUCUAUCAAAUGCAACACUGAAUACUCUAACAAACUUUCGUGUGGAGUUAACUGAUUAUUUACAGAACCGAUAUAUGUAUACGUCAAUAUCUGCGAUAUUAAUUGAUGAAUACAAUGCUUUGUCCGUUGUCAAAUUGAAAGAUAAUUCGAUUUUCACAUCCACUCCAUAUGAAAAAGCUGCUUCGAUUUCAAAAUCCGAAACCAAUGAUAUAUUUCAUACGGCACGAAUAGUAAUCGUCUUUUUAAAACAGGAAUUGUGUUCCAACAACGAUGAUAGAAGUUCUCCACCACGACCAGUUUCACCGGUACAUCAAUCAACAACAGUAACACCUGACAAAUUCGUACUCAAUCAGCCGGUGACAAUUCAAUUAAUAGACAAAAACACACAUGUGAGAUUUUAUUGUCACAUUCAAAAUAAACAAUUAGUGUAUGUAGCGUCGAGUGAAUGUAUCUUAUCGCGACCUCCCUGUGUGAUUAUUGUACUCUUGUUCGAUAGUGAUAACGGCAAAACAAUUCAAUUUCGUACUUUUAUCAAAAGUGGCAUCGAUUAUAUAAAUAAGUCAAUUAUUUAUUACAAAAGAGAAGUGAGAACGAUGGGGAAUAUGUUUGGUACAAUUUUUGGUAAGAAGCAUUAUCGUAUAUUAAUGCUCGGUCUUGAUAAUGCUGGAAAAACAUCGAUACUCUAUCGUCUUCGUCAUAAAGAAGCAAUCACAACUAUACCUACAGUUGGAUUUAAUGUCGAAACUGUUCUACUAGGUCAUGUGAAAUUCAAUGUUUGGGAUGUUGGUGGACAAGACAAAAUUCGACCAUUAUGGCGGCAUUACUAUACCGGAUCUCAAGGACUUAUCUUCGUUGUUGACUCAUGUGACCGUGAACGUAUCGAAGAAGCAAGUCAUGAAUUAGACAAAAUCAUCAAUGAUCGUGAAAUGCGAAACACUGUUCUUUUAAUAUUUUGUAACAAACAAGAUAUGCCAGAUUGUAUGCAGCCUGCUGAAAUACGCCAACUAUUACAUCUAGAUAAACUCACACGUCCGUAUGCAAUUAUGUCAUGCUCCGCAUUGCAAGGAACUGGUUUACCGGAAGGUCUCAAAUGGCUGUCUGAACAUUGUAAAUAG